AUGCUGUUAUCUGCUUUUGGGUCGCCGCGGCGGCUAAUCAUCUUGACAAUCCUCGUCUUCCUGGCCAUCGUCGUACUCGUGCGCAAUUCGACAUACUCCGAAUACCUACCCCAGGUCGAUCUACCCUCAUUCAGCAACGGCAAGGUCCCAGGAGACACAACGACAGGCAGUAGCAGUUUUGCGGAAGAUUCGCAGGGCGAGUUAUGGCAGGAAUACAAGCCUGAGCAGGACAAGGUUCAGCCAGCGCCGCCUCCGCCGCCAAAGGAGCAAGAAUACGAGGAGAAGCCUGUCCACACCAGCAUCCUCACCUCCGUCUCGCAUUCGUCCAGCGCAUCGUCUUCCUCGUCUUCCAAUUCAGCAAGCACGUCUGCCACGAAAUCCAGUUCCAUUGCCAAAACCACACCUUUGGUACAUGCUUCGUACAAGGAGCUACAGGCAAAGAUCAAGGACUUUAUCAAAUGGGAUCGUCCCACAAAGGGUGCCCAUUGGCCUGGCUAUGAUGAUUAUGUCGACAAGGAUUACGAUCCGAACCGCUGGGAGGGCCUCCCCAUGAACGUCGACUUCUACGCAUCCAAUGGCAUCAAGCAGCUCGAGAAGAUGGGCUUGAACGCCUCCGUAUAUUCCCCUUACCCCGAUUACCACUCGUCCGGCUACAAGAAGCAAUGGGCAGGCGAAUACGCUUCCUGCAAGGGCCCUCGCGGUCAGACAUUGGACAAGAGCCCGGAAGACUUGGUCAAGGCAUGGCCACAACUCCCACACAACUUUCCCAACGUUAGUGUUGGCACAGAUCUGGGUCUCGACCUCCACUCUUGCUUCGAUCGCGAGUUGCGCUACGCUCCCUACGACAGCUCCUCCAGGGACGCUCCUGAGUGGCAGAAUGUCAAUUGGGGUAAGCUACAAGACGAGUGUUUGAGCACGAACAAGGGACGCUACGGUGAACACCAGCGCAAGUCUAUGCAGCUUAGACCCAGCAGGACCAUGCCCAAGGAAGACGAAUCAGACAAGAAGGCAGAGUCCACAUCCGGCGCUAAGCCUCACCACCGUACUGCCAUUUUGAUCCGUACUUGGGAGGGCUACAAGUACACAGAGAACGACUUGCAAGCCAUUCGCUCUCUAGUCACAGAGACUUCGCUUCUCAGUGGCGGAGAGUACCAGGUCUACUUGUUUGUAAACGUCAAGCAGCGCGACGCCGACAUUUACGACAAUGAAGAAACCUACAAGAGCGUACUACACCAGGUUGUUCCCGAAGAACUCCGUGACAUUUCCGUCCUAUGGACCGAGAAGGUAUGCGAGGAAUGGUACCCUAGAGUCGGCGACUGGCAAGUCUAUUGGAUGCAAUUUAUGCCUCUGCAGUGGUUCUCAAAGACACAUCCCGAGUUCGACUAUGUCUGGAACUGGGAGACCGAUGCCAGAUACACCGGAAACCCCUACCAUUUCCUCGAGCAGGUUUCUUACUUUGCUCAGAAGAUGCCGAGAAAGCACUUGUGGGAGAGAAACUCUCGUUUCUACAUUCCCGAGGCACAUGGUGACUACAAGUCAUAUCUUGCAGAUACCGACGGAGCCAUUGCUAAUGCUACAAAAGAAGGUAGCAUGACUCCUGUAUGGGGCGCUCUUCCUUACUCUGCUUCUCAGGUCACCAUUGGCCCAAAGCCACCUCGUAAGCAGGAAGAAGACGACUUUUCCUGGGGUGUAGACGAACAAGCCGAUCUCAUUACUCUCCAACCGAUCUGGGACCCCAAUGACACCCAAUGGUCCUUCCGCCACAAGAUCUGGAACUUCAUUCCCGGCGUACGACCAAUCUUCACAGCCGACAACGGCAUUGCCGAGGGUUUCUACCACGAAGGCUUCGAGACCAUCCCCCGCCGUACUUUCAUCAACACACUCGCCCGCUUCUCCAAACGGAUGCUCCACGCCAUGCACACAGAAAACCUCGAAGGCCGCGCCAUGCAAGCGGAAAUGUGGCCCGCGACCGUCGCUCUCCAACACGGUCUCAAAGCCGUCUAUGCACCCCACCCAAUCUGGUCAUCCCACCACUGGCCAGCCUGGUACGCCGACGCAAUCUUCAACGCCGAUGCCGGAAAGCCCGCCCGCUGGAGUCAAGAAUUCGACUCUGCGUAUGCACAUGACCGUGAAGUCAAUUUCAAGACAUGGUCGUGGUAUUACGCCACCGAUUUCCCAAAGACGCUGUUUUGGCGAUGGUUGGGCUGGGAAGCUGAGGAUAAGGGGUUGGGCAGUUGGGGUGGUAAACAGGAUGAAGAGGAGGGUAAAGAUAUUAGAGGGAUCGGUAUGGUGGGGGGAGAGGGUAAGAUGUGUUUGCCUGGUAUGCUGCUGCAUCCUGUGAAAAAGGUUUCGAAACCUCAGGGACAGAAUUAG
This is a messenger RNA of Aureobasidium subglaciale EXF-2481, 2373 nucleotides long. RefSeq lists its product as uncharacterized. The record is from RefSeq and is a predicted model, not a curated record. The transcript has 2 exons. NCBI's taxonomy places the organism in Eukaryota, Fungi, Ascomycota, Dothideomycetes, Dothideales, Saccotheciaceae. The coding region runs from base 1 to 2373 and encodes 790 amino acids.